CCAGAGGUCACAGAAUUUUAUCAUCUGUUGACUGAAAGGAUCGAUAAAACGAAGAUAAUAAAAAAUACAUAACCCACUACAAAUGUUUCUCACCGGCCCGUCUAUUAUUCGUAUAACUGCAUCGUCAAGGCGAGCGGCCGGUCGAGCGCUACACACUUCGCAAUUAGCCAUGGCACCCAUUAAGGUUGGUGAUAACUUGCCGGUGGGCGAUCUUUUCGAAGAUUCUCCUGCAAAUAAAGUGAACGUGUGUGACUUGACGGCGGGGAAGACGGUGGUGUUGUUCGCGGUGCCUGGCGCGUUCACACCGGGCUGCUCGAAGACGCACUUGCCGGGCUACGUGGAGAAUGCCGACAAGAUGAAGGCCGAUGGAGUCAACGAGAUCGUGUGCGUGUCCGUCAACGACCCCUACGUGAUGGCCGCCUGGGGGGCCCAGCACAACACCAAGGGAAAGAUCCGCAUGUUGGCUGAUCCUACAGGCACCUUCAUCAAGGCUUUGGACCUCGGCAUCAAUCUGCCCCCUCUCGGAGGAUACCGCUCCAAGCGGUUCUCCAUGGUCAUAAAGGACAGCAAGGUCGAUAAACUGAACGUGGAACCAGACGGCACCGGCCUCUCAUGCUCCCUAGCUGACAAACUCAAGAUUAAGUAAAAUUACACCAUCAAGGUCCAUUCCACGCAAUUUUUGUCAAUUUAGGACGUAAUUUACACUUGUCUGUUGUAUAUCCCUAAGUGUGGUCCUAGCAUUUAAGUGUGCAGAGAGCCUAUUUCGAGAAUCGAGACUGCUUCUGAUGUAUCUGCGUGAAUCUUGUUAAAGGAAUGGCCUUUAUAUCUCAUUUCGUAGUUUUACGCGCCAUCCUGUAUGUCCAGUCACAGUGUUUUAUCGAUCCAAGCCAAUAACUUAUACUUUUUGUGUAUUUUAUUUCAAAAUUUAACAGUUAUUCUUCAUGUUUUUUAAGCUUAUAUUUUCUCAUUUUAUAUUGAUAUUUAUAAGUUAUAUAACUUUUUAGAUACAUUUAUUUUUAAUAUAUUUUAGAUUUUGUUAUGUUGGAUGGUUUUCGAUUCACAAAGUCGAUGGCAGCUCGAUGUAUGCGCAGAGCUAAUGUUUGACUGAUUGGCAUACAAGAGGCUGUGUAAAGCGCAUAUUUUUUCUUCGAAUUUGUAGAGUUAAGAUCCCUUUUCGUAAUUUGUGAUCGAACACACCUAGCUUUAUGCAGCUCCUAGACUGUGCGAGCACUCCCUUGUGAUAUUGAAAACAAAUCAAUUUAUAUAAAUAGAUUAUAGUUA
Messenger RNA from Helicoverpa zea (corn earworm), 1281 nucleotides. It is a transcript of the gene Prx5, whose product is annotated as peroxiredoxin-5, mitochondrial-like. The record is from RefSeq and is a predicted model, not a curated record. Bases 83 to 646 code for a protein of 187 amino acids. Gene Ontology annotation, molecular function: thioredoxin peroxidase activity. The transcript is spliced from 3 exons. Gene Ontology annotation, cellular component: peroxisome; mitochondrion; cytoplasm. Gene Ontology annotation, biological process: hydrogen peroxide catabolic process; cell redox homeostasis; cellular response to oxidative stress. NCBI's taxonomy places the organism in Eukaryota, Metazoa, Arthropoda, Insecta, Lepidoptera, Noctuidae.